Molecule: messenger RNA, 477 nt
Organism: Gopherus evgoodei (Goodes thornscrub tortoise)
Lineage: Eukaryota; Metazoa; Chordata; Testudines; Testudinidae
Product: zinc finger protein 22-like
Exons: 2
Coding region: 157-432 (91 amino acids)
Biological process (GO): regulation of transcription by RNA polymerase II
Molecular function (GO): DNA-binding transcription factor activity, RNA polymerase II-specific; RNA polymerase II cis-regulatory region sequence-specific DNA binding
Source: RefSeq, a predicted model, not a curated record
AGAAUCAACUUGGAAGAGACACGCUACACAUGCCAUGAGUGCGGGAAAAGCUUCAAUCAGUGCUCUACCCUUAUCAGACAUCAGACAAUCCACACAGGAGAGACGCCUUAUACAUGCGCUGAGUGUGGGAAAAUCUUUAGUCAGAGCUCUGCCCUUAUGAGACAUCAGAGAAUCCACACAGGGGAGACGCCCUACAUGUGCUCUGAGUGCAGGAAAAGCUUCAAACAGAACUCAAACCUUAUCAAACAUCAGAGAAUCCACAUGGGAGAGAUGCCCUACACAUGCUCUGAGUGUGGGAAAAGCUUCAAUCGGCGCUCAAACUUUAUUGCACAUCAGGGAAUCCACACGGGGAGAAGCCCUGCACAUGCUCUGAGUGUGGGAAAAGGUUCAGUCAUUGCUCAAGGCUCACUAGACAUCAGAAAAUCCACAUGAGAGAAAAUUGUAAUAUAUCCCGUGACUAGGGUUGGCCAAAGAAUU